AUGCUUUCCACCCUCCUCACGUUCAUCUUUGGGGACGCAGGGCGCAGGAGCGGGACACGGGAGUCAACCGGCCCAGCAGCGUCUGGCGAUGGGUCUGGCACCGGAGCGCCCUCGCUGCUCGGCCCGGGGGCGUCCGCCGCGCUGGGAGCGAGAGAAUCGGCGGCGGCGGCGGGCAAGGCGCGCGGAGCGGAUGCAGAUGUGAUCUGGGAAAGGAAGCCCAGCACAGCUCAGCGGGACCGCAUCAAGCUAAUGGGUACCCAGCCUGUGGGCAGAAAGGGUGACAAUGGAAUUGGUGUCUUAUUCUUUGGCAAAGGAGAAGAAGGCAUCCACUUCGAUCAGCUCCUUUCCUGGAGUAACCAGAGUGCAGAGACUGCGCAGCUUGACUGCAAGUUCCAGGGGCAGCAAGACUCCAGGGACCUGUGGGCACUUGACCUUGGCCUCCUCAAAGCCUGUGCCCCUGGCCCCUGA
Molecule: messenger RNA, 468 nt
Organism: Rangifer tarandus platyrhynchus (Svalbard reindeer)
Lineage: Eukaryota; Metazoa; Chordata; Mammalia; Artiodactyla; Cervidae
Source: the annotation of a GenBank genome assembly